Messenger RNA from Loxodonta africana (African savanna elephant), 1324 nucleotides. RefSeq lists its product as uncharacterized. Bases 635 to 1324 code for a protein of 229 amino acids. The record is from RefSeq and is a predicted model, not a curated record. Lineage: Eukaryota; Metazoa; Chordata; Mammalia; Proboscidea; Elephantidae. Gene Ontology annotation, cellular component: cytoplasm. The transcript is spliced from 4 exons.
GUAAUGCAGAGAUAUUCUCAUCAGUGGCGGGUGUAGGGAAGAGAGAUCUUCACCCUCCUCCUAUAUGCCCGGAAGCAGAAUCUGAAAACCACAGCACUAGAAUAUCUUUACAGUUCCUUCCACAGGACUCUGUGGUUGGGUUGGGGCCAGGGCUGAAGGGCGAGUGGAUGUGUAAUUGAAGGGUUCCAAAGAGCCCUAAACUUUUAUCAGAAGGAAAGGAGAACGUAGCUAAUACAGAGUUGUCUCCUGGUUGCCAGCCCAUGGGUGCAAAUCAGAGCAUAACGCCUUGUCCAUCCUUCUGUCCCUUUCUUUUCACAAAUCCAAUGGUGGUGGAUUUCAGUUGUGCCCUGGAGGCAGUGAAGUUGGUAUUUCUAGCUGCUGCAUAUGAGAAAGUGGUGGUCUAUGCAAGUCAGCAUCGCUGUUGGGACCUUCUGUCGUCCCCCAAAUUUUACCACAUAGGUAUCAUGGACCUGGCAAGGUAGGACUGUUUCCCCAGGACUCCUGGCAUCACUCUACCCCCCUGACCUCAAUCUGCCCGGUCCUAACACUCAAAUAUAGCAGCCUUUAACUUUCCUUUCCCAUCUCCCAGUCCUCUGGUCUCCUGAUUCCUCAGCCUUCAUGUCUUCCCUGUUCUAUGUACUCUAGUCCCUUGCCACUUCUACCCAGAAACCCCUGGCCUCCUGUGUCCCAUCGCAGUGGCAUUGUGCUGAACUGUGAACCCUACAUUCUGCACCGAUUCCUGAACCAUGUCAGGAACCUUCUCUACAGCUUGGAUGAUCGUCGGAAAAUGCUGGCCAGGACCUUCUAUGUGCAGCUCCUCUGGCACCGAUCAGUGGCUCAGACCCUGGGGCAUGACUUUCUGGGCAAUCUAAUCAAGUGGCUCAAGGAGCCAAACCUGAUUAUGAAGGAAGUUGGGCUCCGAGGAAUCAGUAACUUGGCCCUGCACCCAGGACAAUCAGAGACACUUAAAAGCCUGGUUCCAUUCUUGAGAAGAUUCCUGAAGGAUGAGGUGCGAGUGACAGUGCAGGCAGUGAAGAGUCUGCGAAACAUCAUCUACCAUGGACAGGGAGAGGACACCAAGGUGGUCUUUUGCUCCAUCUCCAAGCAACUGCGUCCACUCAUCAAUGAUGAGAGGGAUCAGGUGAGGAUCUCAGCCACCUCUGCCUUGGGUCACAUGCUACAUCGAGUUGACAAAUUCAAGCCUGGACCCUUGAUCCGAAAAGAGAUCUUCACUUUUCUAGUCCCACUGCUGCUCAGCAUUCAGGACAACAAUGCAGAGGUCAUCAAGGUGCUGGAGAUCUCUGUCCUCCAACCUCAGGACUGA